GAUCCCCGGCAAGCUAUCUUUUAUUUGUUCUCCCGUGAAGCCAAGACAUCUUACAUGCUUCUCAGGCAUCAGCGGCCCACUCGUAUCCUUGACUCCUGCGGUCGUCUGGUCAUAUUUCGAUCUAUGGCCAUACCUUGGCUGGUCGAUUCCAUGGACGACUUCAUCCAGGAGAUGAAAUUUUUUGUAGCUAAUUGUACUCCGUUCAAGGACGAAGAUGCAAGCCAAAAUGUGCGUGGAAGACACUGGUUUUGUAUUGCCGGGCAUGACCGU
Molecule: messenger RNA, 270 nt
Organism: Desarmillaria tabescens
Lineage: Eukaryota; Fungi; Basidiomycota; Agaricomycetes; Agaricales; Physalacriaceae
Exons: 1
Source: RefSeq, a predicted model, not a curated record